Callithrix jacchus (white-tufted-ear marmoset) is the source of this 738-nucleotide messenger RNA. The record is from RefSeq and is a predicted model, not a curated record. Lineage: Eukaryota; Metazoa; Chordata; Mammalia; Primates; Cebidae.
UCUGCUUAUGAAGCCUUAACCUUUGGGACUUUUUUGGACUAUGGAAAUAUUAAGUGUAUGGUCAAUUUUUUACCUACAAUAUAUCAUAAUUCUAUUUGGUUUCUCCUCAUGCUUAAGAAUAGUCGGCUACAGCAGCCAGACUUAUGGUGCAGGCAUGGCCAAGUCCAAGAACCACACCACACGCAACCAUUCCCAAAACUGGCACAGAAAUGGCAUCAAGAAACCCCAAUCACAAAGACAUAAAUCUCUAAAGGAGGUGAACCCCAAGUUCCUGAGAAGCAUGCACUUUUCCAAGAAGCACAAGAAGGGCCUAAAGAAGAUGCAGGCCAACAACAUCAAGGCCAUGAGUGCAGGUGCCGAGGGUGCCAAGGCCUUCAUAAAGUCCAAUGAGGUUAAGCCGAAGAUCCCAAAGGGUGUCAGCCACAAGCUGGAUCGACUUAACUACAUUUCCCACCCCAAGCUGGGGAAGCAUGCUCGUGCCUGCAUUGCCAAGAGGCUCAGGCUGUGCCGGCCAAAGGCCAAGGAUCAAACCAAAGCCCAGGCUGCAGCUCCAGCUUCAGUUCCAGCUCAGGCUCCCAAACGUUCCCAGGCCCCUACGAAAGCUUCAGAGUAGAGAUCUCUGUCUGCCAACAUGAGGAAUGAGGGACUGGUGUGAUCCUCCACGGGCUGACGUCUGUAUGGGCCUGGUGUCCUCCAGUGCUAUCCUCCCGUGCGUUGACAGUUCUGCCAUUACUCUCU